Messenger RNA from Mucor mucedo, 791 nucleotides. RefSeq lists its product as uncharacterized. Bases 58 to 702 code for a protein of 214 amino acids. The transcript has 4 exons. The record is from RefSeq and is a predicted model, not a curated record. NCBI's taxonomy places the organism in Eukaryota, Fungi, Mucoromycota, Mucoromycetes, Mucorales, Mucoraceae.
UUUGUUAUCAACCCCAUUACACUCUUUAUCUUUACAAACCCAUCCCAUUCCUUUUUAAUGAAAUCCGUCCGUUUCUCUUUAAUGAACCGAAAGUUCGAUGAUCAAUAUACAUUUGAUCUUCAAGGCUAUUUAUCAGUCCAAGAUUUCUGUUCAUCAUUUAACCUACUUAACCAAUCCGUGUAUAGCCACCCACCACCUGGAAAUAAGAUUAUGUGGAUCAUUGCUAUAUGGAUUCUUUGGAUGGUUGUUAUUUUCGGUAACUACAUACUCUGGAUCCGUACCCGAUGGUCUUGCGGGCUUGUUGUUUUACCAUUUUUUAUGAUACUAUCUACGCUAUUGUUCAUGUGGAGACAUCGCGUGCUUCGUCAAAGAUUUGAGCUCGCUAUUCUCAGUAUUUGCAAUCGCAUCAAUGCAACUGAAAAUAUUAGAGGCAUUAAUUACCGGUUCAGCAAAAAUGGAUCCGAUUUAUCCGACGUAUAUAAACAAGUGAACAUUACAUCCAACUCCAACUUGAAUUCGGUUUAUUCUAUCUUAAUUGAAUUCGAUGAUCGCUAUAAUGCACUUUCUAGUCAACAAUUCAAUCGCUAUCCAUCUGUUGACUUUGUGACCGUACCACUUUAUGCUCAUAUUAAUGAGAAGCCAACUGCAGCUUCUUGGACAUCUACUAAACAGUAUGACGAAAAGUUCAUCAUACAUCAAUAACUCCCUUCUUUUUUUUAUAUAUAUAUAUAAUAUACAUACUCCUUUUAAAACAUAAUUUAACUCCCCAUCUCGGAUUAAACAACAUCUCC